Esox lucius (northern pike) is the source of this 1089-nucleotide messenger RNA. It is a transcript of the gene dctpp1, whose product is annotated as dCTP pyrophosphatase 1. Gene Ontology annotation, biological process: nucleoside triphosphate catabolic process. The transcript has a single exon. Bases 101 to 658 code for a protein of 185 amino acids. NCBI's taxonomy places the organism in Eukaryota, Metazoa, Chordata, Actinopteri, Esociformes, Esocidae. Gene Ontology annotation, molecular function: nucleoside triphosphate diphosphatase activity. The record is from RefSeq and is a predicted model, not a curated record.
CGGAUAUAGAGAAACUUUUGUGUGGCGGGACUUUCUCACAUGGUCGUAGCGAAAAAAUUGUGAAUUCGUGGUAGAAUUUUGGUGUAAAACCGACAACGCAAUGGCAAUGAACAGCGAUGAAGUGCAUGGACUGAAUGGCGACAUGUCAGUGCAAUCCACUCAUACCAAUGGUAACGCACUUACUACUCCUGUCAAGUCCGACUCAGCCUGCUGUGCAAACGGAGAUGCAGUUUUUCAAACUCCCAAGCAGAAUGGAACGAGUCGAAGAUCCCCAACCAAAACAUUCUCCUUUACUGCAGAACCCACCAUUGAAGACAUUCGGCGGAUGCAAGCGGAGUUCACAGACGAGAGAGACUGGAACCAGUUCCACCAGCCCCGUAACCUCCUCCUAGCUAUGGUCGGGGAGGUGGGCGAGGUGUCCGAGCUCUUCCAGUGGCGCGGUGAGGUCGCGGAAGGACUGCCCAACUGGACGGCUUCCGAGCGUGAACACCUAGCACAUGAACUCAGCGACGUACUCAUCUAUUUAGUUGAACUGGCUGAAAAAUGUCACAUCGAUUUACCCCAAGCAGUCCUGCGUAAAAUGGCUGUAAACAGGCUGAAGUAUCCGGCCAGCAAGGUUCAUGGCUCUGCGAAGAAGUACACUGAAUACAACGACUAAGCUGAUGACUGUUACCCUAACAACCUGCAUGCAUAGCACAUGGACAUAACUUCUACUGUUCUCUUUCAUCCGAUUGCUACGGCGAAUGUUUUGUAGCCAAUUUGAUGUCAAAAGUUGUUAGAAAUACUCAACUAUUACCUACUUUUGUGUUUAAAGUGCGUUUUAAGACAAUGUUUUUCUUUUAGGUUUUUAUUAAUAUUCAUCUUGACUGCUGACUUUUUCUCUCCAAACUGUUUCCAAAAGUCAAAUGCACGGGCUCUUAAGUCUUAGCUAGCUUUUUUUUUUAAUUCUCUGAGUAACCUUUUUAAAAAUAUAUACUGUCAAACUUGGUGGUUAAAGGCAUUCUUCCUUUUUUGCUUAAGAUUCAAUUCAUGUGUGCAACUUAAGCGAUUUUUCUUUCCUCACCCAAAGUAAAAGUUCCUUCAAUUAUA